This is a messenger RNA of Prorocentrum cordatum, 373 nucleotides long. The record is from the annotation of a GenBank genome assembly. NCBI's taxonomy places the organism in Eukaryota, Dinophyceae, Prorocentrales, Prorocentraceae.
GAAGCUUGCCCAGCUCCGGUCGGACAUGCGCGGCAAGCAGUCGGCUACCGAUGCGAAGGAGAAGGUUAGCGUGGUGCUCGAGCGCGAGGUCGAGGACACUGCAGCGCAGAUUCGUCGGCAGCGAGGCGGUGUGCGCACUGAGCAAGCACCGCGGCGCCAAGCGAUCCCUGAGGACUUCCUGGCGCAAGCGGCGGGCGCGGAAUCUCUCGCGGCAUAUCCUGCGAUGGUCGAGUACCUCCAGCAGACGCAGAGCAGCGCAAAGUUAGCCAAGCCACAGAAGCUGCCCCACUCCGUCAUCAAUGAGUAUAGGUCAAGAGCAAGGUUGUACUUGAAGAGCCUGAUGUUCACAUGGAUUCCCCUCCUGAUGGCCCAG